UUCAAUACAAAACAUACGUCUCCAUCCUGGGGCAGGCAUAAUGCAGCCUACUUCAAGCACAGCAAAGUCUGUGUCGUCAUUAAAAGAAGAGUCGAGUGGCCUUCCAUCAUUUCUCUUCAAACUCAUUCAAUCUCUCUGCUUGUUAGCCAAAAGGUUUUCAGAUACGUAGUCAGAUUCACAUUCCUUGUUGAACCUCCAACCAAUUAUAUUCCUAUUUACUACCCAUGGCAAUAUUAGGCAGACAUGCACACGUCCUAGUAUUCCCCUUCCCAGCACUAGGCCACAUGAUUCCUCUCUUAGACCUCACCCAUUACUUAGCCACCGCCUCUGAUCUGACCAUCACCAUCUUAGUCACCCCGAAGAACCUCCCCUUGUUGACCCAACUCCUCUCUUCCCACCCUCAAAUCAAUACACUGGUCCUCCCCUUCCCUCCCCACCCUUCCAUUCCCUCCCACGUCGAGAACUUCAAAGACCUACCUCAAUGCUGUUGCCCCGCCUUGAUUCACGCCCUUGGUCAACUCUAUCACCCUUUGUUCUCAUGGUUCGAAUCCCACCGUUCACCUCCUUCAGCCAUCGUCUCCGACAUGCUCUUGGGAUGGACUCAACGUUUGGCUUCCCGUCUAGGCAUUAAACGAAUUGUUUUUUUCCCAUCUGGCGCCAUAGCAUUGUCUGUUUUGUAUACCCUGUGGCUCGAUCUCCAAGCUGUCAUUUCGUUUGAUAAAAUUGCGAAAUGUCCAAAGUACCCUUGGUGGAAACUCUCUCCUACUUUUCGCGCGUGCGUUGGGGGCGACCCGGCUGGAGAAUUUAUCAAAGAUGGACUUGUCGCAAACGUCAAAAGUUGGGGUCUAAUAAUUAACUCUUUUGCUGAACUAAAAGGGCCUUAUUUCGACCAUUUGAAGAAUGUCAUGGGCUCUGAUCAUGUGUGGGCUGUGGGGCCCUCACCUUUCCAUGUUAACAACAGUUCUUCUCUUACUUGCCCCGUGCGUAGGGGUGGGCCCAGCUCGAUCUCUGUGGAUGGCUUGUUGACGGGGCUAGACACGUGUGAGGAUGGCGAGGUGGUCUAUGUUUGCUUCGGAAGUCAAGUCGUGUUGACCAAUGAGCAAAUGGCAGCCGUUGCGUCGGCGUUGGAGGAGAGUGGGGUCCGUUUCAUAUGGUGCGUCAAGGAACCCACGGAAGUACACGUGGAGGGAAGAUACGGCAUGAUUCCAAAUGGGUUCGAAGAUCGUGUGGCUAGUAGGGGAUAUGUUAUCAGAGGGUGGGCCCCGCAAGUUGCUAUAUUGGAUCACCGAGGUGGCGCGUUCUUGACUCAUUGCGGAUGGAACUCGGUCUUAGAAGCUGUGGUGGCUGGUGUGACCAUGCUAACGUGGCCCUUUGGUGCUGACCAAUUUGUGGACGAUUCUUUAUUGGUUGAUGAGCUACGGGUGGCUAAGAGGGCGUGUGAGGGUGCGGAAACUGUGCCAAACUCAGACGAGUUGGCACGAGUGGUGGCAGAAUCAGUGAGCAAUAAGAACAGCGUAGAGAGAGAAGGAGUGAUGCAAUUGAGAAAGGCAGCAGUAGAGGCAAUUAAAGAAGGUGGCAGCUCGGCUAAGGAUUUGGAGGAAUUGGUAAAGCAUCUAUGUUCAACGGAAUUAGAUGCAAAUUCUGACAUGCAAACUGUCUUAAGGUUGUAGAAAAGAAUAAAGAAAUGGAAGUGUGUUUUUGGUUUUGGAGCACCUUUUACGUGGCUGGCUUGUAGAUGAAGCAUGUAAUGUAAGAGUUUAUGCUCCAUAUAUCUGCGUUAUAAUUAGAAUAUUAUUAUUAUUAU
Theobroma cacao (cacao) is the source of this 1804-nucleotide messenger RNA. RefSeq names its product flavonol 3-O-glucosyltransferase UGT89B1-like. Lineage: Eukaryota; Viridiplantae; Streptophyta; Magnoliopsida; Malvales; Malvaceae. The record is from RefSeq and is a predicted model, not a curated record. Gene Ontology annotation, molecular function: UDP-glucosyltransferase activity.